AUGGCCAACUCGCGGCGCCACGCGCCAGGUGAGGAUGGCCUGCGCGCAGUCGACCUGGUCACCGACCAUCUGGAGAAGCCCUCAUUAGAUGACCGCACUUAUCGGGUCAUCCGGCUGCCUAACCAGAUCGAGGUACUGCUGGUGCACGACCCCCAGACAGACAAGGCCAGCGCGGCCAUGGACGUCAACGUGGGAAACUUUAGCGAUGAAGACGACAUGCCGGGUAUGGCCCACGCUGUUGAACAUCUCCUCUUCAUGGGUACCAAGAAAUACCCAACUGAGAAUGACUACAGUCAAUAUCUGGCAGCUCAUUCUGGGUCUGGCAAUGCAUGGACCGCAUCAACGUCUACCAAUUACCACUUCGAGCUGUCCGCCAAGCCCAGCAACGAUGAGGAGCCCACGGCUGCCAACCCCUCGCCUUUGCUGGGCGCCUUGGACCGCUUCGCUCAGUUCUUCGUCGAGCCGCUCUUUCUUGAGAGCGCCCUAGACCGUGAGCUCCAGGCCGUAGACUCAGAGAACAAGAAGAACCUCCAGAGCGACCAGUGGCGGCUGCACCAGCUUGAAAAGGCCUUGGCUAAUCCGAAGCACCCAUACUACCACUUCUCCACCGGGAACCUCGAGACGCUUAAGACGCUGCCCGAAUCCCGAGGAAUUAACAUACGGGAUAAAUUCAUCGAGUUCUACGAGAAGCACUACUCGGCCAAUUUAAUGAAGCUGUGCGUCCUUGGGCGGGAGCCUCUGGAUGUGCUAGAGUCUUGGGUCUCGGAGUACUUUUCUGUCAUAAAGAACAAGGCGCUGAAGCCAGGCCGCUGGGAGGGCGAAGUUCCUUGGGGCAAGGACCAACUCGGAGUCCAAUGUUUUGCGAAGCCCGUCAUGGAUUCGAGAGAGCUCGAUUUGAGCUUCCCGUUUCUGGACGAGGACCUCCUCUUCGAGACGCUGCCAGGCCGCUACCUCAGCCAUUUGAUUGGCCAUGAAGGCCCGGGGAGCGUCAUGGCUUAUAUCAAGUCGAUGGGUUGGGCCAAUGGCCUGACCGCGGGCGCUUAUCCAAUCUGUCCUGGAACCCCUGGCGUGUUCGGGUGCCAGAUACGGUUGACCAAAGAGGGGCUCAAGAACUACAAAGACGUCGUCAAGGCGGUCUUCCAAUACAUUGCUCUCCUGCGGGAGGCGGGACCUAAACAAUGGAUCUUUGACGAGCAAAAAGGCAUGGCGGACGUGGAUUUUAAAUUCAAGCAAAAGUCGCAGGCGUCGCGCUUCACCAGCAGAGUCACCAACGAGAUGCAGCAACCGUUGCCACGGGAAUGGCUCUUGAGCGGGCUUAGGGUGUUCCGCAAAUACGAUGCCAAGCUGAUCAAGCAGGCGCUUGAUUGCUUACGUCCCGACAACUUCCGCAUGUCAGUCGUCUCGCAAGAAUUCCCAGGGAAGUGGGAACACAAGGAGAAGUGGUAUGGGACCGAAUACACGGUGCAGCCCAUAUCGCAAGAUUUCAUGGAAGAAAUCAAGAAGGCCGCAGCUACCUCGGCUAAGGAUCGAAUUCCAAAACUCUACCUUCCGCACAAGAAUCAGUUUAUCCCGACUAAACUUGAAGUUGAGAAGAAAGAGGUAAAAGAGCCGGCGCUUGCGCCUAGGAUCGUGAGGAACGACGAGCUGGUUCGCACAUGGUACAAGAAGGACGACACAUUCUGGGUCCCCAAGGCAAACUUAAUUGUGAGCUGCAAGAGCCCCAUCGUUUAUGCGAAAGCAGCGAACGCGGUAAAGGCUCGGCUGUUCACGGACCUUGUCAAAGACGCCCUGGAAGAGUACUCGUACGACGCAGAGCUGGCAGGCCUGCAGUACAGCGUGUCGCUGGAUAGCCGAGGACUGUUUAUCGAGGUAUCCGGCUACAACGACAAGCUCGCGGUUCUGCUGGAACAGGUGCUGAUCACGGUACGUGAUCUCGAGAUCCGGGAGGACCGAUUUGCUAUCAUCAAAGAGCGCCUCACCAGGGGCUAUCGUAACUGGGAGCUCCAGCAACCGUGGACGCAAAUCGGCGACGUUACAGGCUGGCUGAUUUCCGAACACGACUAUGUGGUCGAGGAGCUGGAAGCCGAACUUCCGACCAUCACGGCUGACGACGUUCGGUUGUUCAGAAAGGAGCUCCUCUCUCAAAUGCACGUGGAGCUAUACGUUCAUGGCAACCUCUACAAGGAGGACUCGCUCAAGUUGACCGACAUGCUCGAAUCGACACUGAAACCUAGAGUGUUGCCUCGCGCACAGUGGCCGAUCCAGCGUUCGCUAAUCUUCCCGCCAGGGUCCAACUACAUCUGGAAGAAGACGCUCAAGGACGCGGCCAAUGUCAACCAUUGCAUCGAGUACUGGCUUUAUGUAGGCGACAAGGCAGACCGCCAGAUCCGCGCCAAGACGUUGCUACUGAACCAGGUCAUGCACGAGCCUUCCUUUGAUCAGCUCCGAACCAAGGAGCAGCUUGGCUACAUUGUCUAUUCGGGCAUCCGACCUGGUGCGACUACGUACGGAAUACGCUUCAUCAUCCAGAGCGAGAAGACCGCGCCUUUCCUUGAGACUAGGAUUGAGGGCUUCUUGGAAUCCAUGGUCAAGAUUAUUGACUCGAUGAGCGAAACAGAAUUUGAGAACCAUAAGCGCAGCUUGAUUGUCAAGCGGCUCGAGACACCCAAGAACCUUGACCAGGAGACCAGCAAGCACUGGAACCAGAUCCACAGCGAAUAUUAUGAUUUUGAAUCCGCCCAGCAGGAUGCAGCUCAUAUUAAAGCGUUAACCAAGGCGGAGUUGCUCGAGUUUUACAAUCAUUAUGUCCACCCCUCGUCGCCGCACCGGGCUAAGCUUGCCGUUUAUUUCAUCGCGCAAGCUAAGAGCGAUGUGUCGACUAAGCAGAUUUCGGAGCUCGUCAGCACGUUGGGGCUGAGCUCGGACGCGUCUGCCCAGGCCGCCACUGACCUCCAGGCCAGGCUGAGCGCGGCAGGCCAUGACAUGGAUAAGGAGAUUGAGGGUCUUAGACAAUACCUCCUCCACGAGCUGAAGGUGUCCGAGGACAAGAUCGAGGCUGCCACGGAGGCGUGGAAGAAACUACACAAAGACAAAAUUGAAGCGAACGGGGUGGUUAAGGACGCAGAUCCGCCAUCGUCGAACGGGACGACGCCUCAAAUCAUCGAAGAUGUGCGGAAUUUCAAGGCGGGCCUCGCAGCAACUGGCGGGGCUCGUCCGGCGAAGGACCUCAGCGAGUAUGAAGAGUUAGACUCGAAGCUGUGA
Messenger RNA from Lasiosphaeria miniovina, 3261 nucleotides. Its product is annotated as Metalloenzyme, LuxS/M16 peptidase-like protein. Gene Ontology annotation, molecular function: metalloendopeptidase activity; metal ion binding. NCBI's taxonomy places the organism in Eukaryota, Fungi, Ascomycota, Sordariomycetes, Sordariales, Lasiosphaeriaceae. Gene Ontology annotation, biological process: peptide catabolic process. Gene Ontology annotation, cellular component: mitochondrion; cytosol. The transcript has 3 exons. Bases 1 to 3261 code for a protein of 1086 amino acids. The record is from RefSeq and is a predicted model, not a curated record.